Molecule: messenger RNA, 1971 nt
Organism: Trichomycterus rosablanca
Lineage: Eukaryota; Metazoa; Chordata; Actinopteri; Siluriformes; Trichomycteridae
Gene: phf19
Product: PHD finger protein 19
Exons: 15
Coding region: 213-1895 (560 amino acids)
Biological process (GO): chromatin organization; regulation of DNA-templated transcription
Cellular component (GO): nucleus
Molecular function (GO): chromatin binding; DNA binding
Source: RefSeq, a predicted model, not a curated record
CUCUCACAGACAGGAUUUGAGCGCUGCUCGUCCUGCUGACCUCGAAAAACUUUAUUGCAGCGAAUGGAAGUAUCUAUAUGUAAGUGGACUUGCGGCUUACGAGAACUUGAACCUGCAGGGAGAGAGAAAAAGCUAAAGGGUAACGAGACAUAACGGAGUUUGGAGUAGAGCAUCAGCUAACAGGCUAACUAACAUAUAGAAGAGUGUUAAGGAUGUUGGAGGGCGCGUGCCGGGAUGGCUACCUGUCUGUGGAAGAGCUAGAGGCAGGACAGCUGCUGCCCAAGCAUGACACAACCUGUGAUGAUCUAGAGAGCAAGCUGACUGUCGGGCAGUACGUGCUCUGCCGCUGGUCUGAUGGCCUUUACUACUUGGGCAAGAUUCAAAGGGUAAGCUCUUCAAAGCAGAGCUGCUUUGUCACAUUUGAAGACAACUCCAAAUUCUGGGUGCUCUGGAAAGACAUACAGCACGCCGGGAUACCUGGAGAAGAGCCCGAGUGCUCUUUGUGCUCGGAGAUGGCUAUGGUGUCGGAAAAUAAAAUCCUAAUCUGUGGGAAAUGUGGAAUUGGGUACCACCAGCUGUGCCACAUCCCACUGGUGGAGAGCUCAGCUGACCUAUCACCAUGGUUCUGCAGGAAGUGCAUUUUUGCUCUUGCUGUCAGAAAAGGGGGUGCGCUGAAAAAGGGUCCCAUAGCCAAAGCACUGCAGGCUAUGAAGCAGGUGCUUACCUACAACACUGAGGAACUGGAGUGGGACUCACUUCAUCGCACCAACCACCAACAGUGCUACUGCUACUGCGGUGGACCUGGAGAAUGGUACCUAAAAAUGCUGCAGUGUUUCCGCUGUGAGCAGUGGUUUCAUGAAGCUUGCACACAGUGUCUACAAGAGUCCAUGAUGUUUGGAGAUAGGUUUUACUUGUUCAUUUGUGCCGUGUGCAAUAAAGGAGCGGAGUACAUCAAACGCCUGGCCCUGCGCUGGGUGGAUGUGGUCCAUCUCGCACUGUACAACCUGGGAGUGCAGAGUAAGAAAAAGUACUUUGAACUGGAGGAGAUCCUCAGUUUCAUCAGCAACAACUGGGAUCAUUUCCAGCUGGGCAAGCUUGCCAAUACCCCUCCUUCAGAGAGAGCCCAGUUCAUUCUUGAUGCUCUUAACAACUACAAAAGCAAGUUUCUCUGCGGAAAGGAGAUCAAAAAAAGAAAAUGUAUCUUUCGGCUGAGGACGCGAGUUCCCCCCAACCCUCCCUCCAAACUCUUUCCAGAGAAAACCCUGAAAAAGGAAACGAGAAGGGGCUGUAAAAGUGGAGGCUUACGCAACGGUUGUGCUUCGGUAGAGAAGAGGAAGAAGAAAAGGUCCAAAUGGCUGCUAGAGGAUGCAAUUCCAAAUAAUGAGAUGACUUCUACCUGGAGCACCAAUCACCACAUGGCUAAUAUCUUUGACUUCACGCUUGAUGAGCUGCAGAGCCUUAAAAGUACCAGUUCAGGACGGACAUUCAGUCUCGAUCAGGACUCCACAGACGCAGCAAGCACUUCAGGCUCCGCUACCACCAGUGUGUCUUAUGAAUUCAGGAAAAAUGUGGGCAGUCGCAAGAGGAAGCUUCCCUCGUCCAACUACAGCUCGUUGGCCAGUAAGCGGGAAGCAUUAGAGAACGAGCUGAGCCCGGUUGGUACGCCAGUGACCGAGUCUGGGGGCGUUAUGGAGAGUGCCAUCGACAGCCACACCUUCGAGAGCCUGAGUGAAGACGACGCAUCCCUCUCACACCUCAAAUCAUCCAUCACCAGCUACUUCGGUGCGGCAGGGAGGCUCACGUGUGGCGAAAAGUAUCAGGUCCUGGCUCGCAGGGUUACGCCAGAGGGCAAGGUGCAGUACCUGGUGGAGUGGGAAGGCACCACACCCUACUGAGUGCUCACAGAGGGUUCUUCAGUUCCAGGCUUGGAGAGUAACAGUAAUGCACAGUCUGUCCAGGGUGUACAAAUUA